Molecule: messenger RNA, 237 nt
Organism: Racocetra persica
Lineage: Eukaryota; Fungi; Glomeromycota; Glomeromycetes; Diversisporales; Gigasporaceae
Source: the annotation of a GenBank genome assembly
ACUGUAAUUCAAAAAACAAAACAACUUAAAAUUCUUGCCAAUCUUAAAAAACUCCAAAUUGCAGUAUUUAAUGAAGUCAGCGAAUAUUUAAAAUUGGAAGAAAUUGAUUUUGAAAGUGAUGCUUUUAAUUGGUGGUAUGAAAGACGUGAAAAAUUUCCAAUUCUAAGUAGGCUUGCUAAAAAAUAUUUAGCAGUUUAUGCUGUUCUACAGCAUCUGAAAGAUUAUUUUCUGAUGCUG